UCGUUGCAAGCGGAAGGAAAAUGAUGUUGAGUCGGCGGGUGGCCGCAGCACUGCCGUUCCGGUUCGCCGCUCCUGUCGCCAACCAAGUCCCCAUUCCAAAGCACCACCUUCCUCUUAUAUCCUUCCAUCCCCAAAACGUUGCCGUUUUAUGCUCCAGAUCCAACUCCAGCUUAAGUCAACAAUCGGAAACGGAGCAUGUUGACUACUCGGAGUUUCGGACGCAGCAGAGUAACCUCAAACCUGGCCUUUAUCUCGUUGGAACACCAAUUGGAAAUCUCGAAGAUAUCACCUUUAGGGCUCUUCGCGUGCUGAACUCUGCAAAUGUGAUUCUCUCGGAAGAUACGAGGCACUCUGGCAAGUUGCUUCAUCACUACAACAUCAAAACUCCCCUUAUGAGUUAUCACAAGUUCAACGAGUCGCAAAGGGAGCAACUUGUGUUGAAGAGGCUCAAAGAAGGCGAGAUUGUGGCCCUCAUAUCUGAUGCUGGAACUCCAGGCAUCAGUGAUCCUGGCAUGGAAUUGGCCAAAUUAUGUGUUAGUGAAAAUAUCCUUGUUGUUCCAAUCCCUGGUCCCUGUGCUUUGGUAUCAGCUCUUUCUGCUUCGGGUUUACCUACUCACGAGUUCACAUUUGUUGGUUUUCUUCCAAAGCAUUCAGGAUCAAGAAGGAAGAGGCUUAUGUCUUUGGCAGAUCAAACAGCUACACAGAUAUUUUAUGUUCCUCCUCACAAGCUUUCCCAAUUUCUUGAAGAGGCUUCUUCUAUAUUUGGUGAUGCUAGGCAAUGUGUCAUUGCUCGGGAAAUGACCAAGUUACAUGAAGAGUUUUGGCGUGGUACGGUAAGAGAGGCCAAGGAAGUCUUUUUGAUGCGGCAGCCGAAGGGAGAACUAACCAUAUUGAUUGAAGGGCAAACAAGUUCUAAAGUGGAACCUCCAUCAGACAGUGAGCUUGAAGAUGAACUAAGAGAAUUGAUUGCAAGUGGCGAGACUCUAUCCACGGCUGUGAAAUUGAUUGCUGGCAGAACAUCGGCGAGUAAAAAGACUAUAUAUUCACUUGCAUUAAAAAAAUUUGGAAAGCAGCUUCAAGUGGAAGACGAUUCAAACUAGUGGCAACUUUUUAUAUGGUAAGGUUGAUGUUACUGUGCUACUGUUUUAUUCAUGCCUUUUCUGUUGGCUCAAUCCAUCAAUUGGGAUCAUGGUGUUCUACCAAAAGGAACGAUUUUCCACCCUUGUUGAAGCAUUAGUAGUGAUCAUAUUUACAAUGAUUUGAUUGGUCUCCUAGAGUGCAAGUUGUUGGCUUGGCUCUCCAGGGUCCAGUACCAGAAAAUUGGUUGUAACUUUGGCGAGGAAAAUCAGAAAAUGUCAAGGCGUAAUUUCUUAUUUAUUUUUGUAACCAAUUUGCUUCAUCUGAUUGUGGUGAUUGGCGAAACGGUGUUGUAUUUAUCUGCCCUGAACUGAACCUCUGUAUAUGCAGAAUGCUAAAUUCGAAUGUACAUAUUGGACGACUGA
Arachis stenosperma is the source of this 1502-nucleotide messenger RNA. RefSeq lists its product as uncharacterized. Gene Ontology annotation, molecular function: methyltransferase activity. The transcript is spliced from 8 exons. NCBI's taxonomy places the organism in Eukaryota, Viridiplantae, Streptophyta, Magnoliopsida, Fabales, Fabaceae. The record is from RefSeq and is a predicted model, not a curated record. Bases 21 to 1100 code for a protein of 359 amino acids.